Malaya genurostris is the source of this 8519-nucleotide messenger RNA. Its product is annotated as mediator of DNA damage checkpoint protein 1-like. The transcript is spliced from 8 exons. Lineage: Eukaryota; Metazoa; Arthropoda; Insecta; Diptera; Culicidae. Gene Ontology annotation, cellular component: RNA polymerase II, holoenzyme. The record is from RefSeq and is a predicted model, not a curated record. Gene Ontology annotation, molecular function: RNA polymerase II complex binding. Gene Ontology annotation, biological process: mRNA 3'-end processing. Bases 207 to 6998 code for a protein of 2263 amino acids.
AUCUAUUCGAUCGACCUGAUGUAGCCGCGACCGCAUCACUUCGCCGUCAAAAUGGCAGUGCAAGUUGGAAAAUUCUGUUCGGGUUGAUUGUCGUCAACAAAAAUAUUCAACGAAAAAAGUGUGAGGUAACAGCCAUCGGAAACAUUGGAUAGUAGGGCACCGUCAAGCCUGUACCAAUUUAGAACCAGUAAUCACUUUCGCCAGCCAUGGAUGACGACAGUGAGUACCAGGACGGGGAGAUAGUAUGGGUUAAGCUCAGCUAUUGCUGGUGGCCAGGAGAGGUAUUUUCUGGCAGUCGGUUAACGGAGGAAUUUUUGUCCUCGCUUAAACGCCGACCGUUGGCCGUGGUGAAGUUUUUCGAGGAGGAUUCAUACGAAUUUGUAAAGAAUGCCAAUUUCAUCUAUAGAUACAACUGUGCCCGAAAACAUGAAUUUCUUCGUAAAGGAUUAGAACAAUAUCGCACCAAGAACAAGCACAUGGAGAAAUUUCCAGCUGACGUAAUGCAUGCCGAGAGAGCUACCGGAGGCGAUCCAAACAUUGUCAACUCAACUGAUUUUUUGCCUCAGAAACGGGAAAGUUAUGCAGCUCUAUUUCAGUCUGAUAAAUCGAAAGGGAAGGGAAAAAUUGUAACAACGCCUCGUCCGGGCAGGAAGCCCGGAUCACCGAGUAAGAUAGUACCGGUAAUUCCAGUACGCAAGCAUGAAGUUCGUAUACUAGCUCAGUCAUCAUCAUCUACCGGUAUCGGCACCAAUCGCCGCGUUGCCCAGACAACACCGUCUUCUAGCCAGCCGUUGCUGUUGCCAUCAACUCCAAGGCCUUCCACUGCGAACCACUCGCUUAAUUCAUCCAGCGGUCUGGGAACACCUUUCGGAACUGCUUCGGCAUUGGAUUCGUCUGCUUCACCUUCCCAGACUUAUAACUGUCAUAAGUGUGGAUUUGAAAGUGGCCGACAGAACGUGAUUCUGGUGCAUAUCAAAUACUGUCGGGCCAUUCCGAUGGUACCUUUGAGUGUUCCACCGUCGAGAGGCAUAGCACCCAGAUCCGUGACUAGCACACCCGAGAAAAAGAUUCCAGAACUGAGUCCGGCAAAAACGCCUACACCGGUAGACGCCCAGGCAAUCGUCACGGAUGUUGAAAUUGUUAAUAAUCCGGACGAACUGGUGGAAGUUAUUCAAGUGAUAGAACAUUCACGUGGUCGGACAAGUCGGGCGCUCAGAGCGGCCGCAUCAACAGUAACUCCUAAAACGUCCGACCGCCGCAGAAAUCGUGGCCGUGGUAAAACAGCUGCCCCAACUGCGCUUGAAGAUGACGAUAAAAUUGAUCUUCUACCGGAAGUUGCUGAAGAAGCGGUAGCUCAAAAUGACUCUCAUGUUGUCCAGAAACAUGUUUCCGAAUCUCCCGGAGAUAAAUCGGAAAAAGAUUUCAAGUCCAAAUCGGAUGUAGAGCUGAAGAAUGAACUACUAGCAGACUGGAGUGAAGAUGAACAGGAGGACCAUGAUUGUGAGUCACCCAAGGAAGAUACGGGUUCAAAAAUGGGUAUACUAUCGGUUGAAGAGAACCGAUCGGCUGUCGCAGAGGCGCUAGCCGCCAAUUCGACUAGUACCGAAAUUAAUUUGGACAAGUCCACAGAAUCUUCACCACAAAUCGCAUCACCAGUUUCGUCAGGAGCUACAAUCAAAUAUCGAAAUAUUCCGAAAAAACAGAAACGAGAAUUUAUCGAAGUCACAAACGAUCAGCCGGUGAUUCCGAGCGGGGGUACGAUUGAAAAGUCUUCUAGUGAAAGUAGUAUCAGUACCGCUGCGACCUGUGGUGAGACACUGAGUGUCCCGGACAGAACGCCCACAUCAAGCGAAAGUUUAGCAUUGGAACGCCCGAUCAGUGCAAAGCAAAGAAUAUUGGACCGAGCAACACGUAUUUCGAGUAAAUCUGUAAGCAGCGAUGAACAAAAAUCCGAAUCGCCAACAAAAGUCGCUCCUAUGGAAAUCCAAGCGGAGGAAGAAUCUAGGAAAGAAACGUCCUGCUUUGAUUUCAAGGAAGAGGAAGACGAUGAAGUGAUUCUCAGCAAAUCUCCAAGAAGAUCACUUUCCAACAAGCGUGACACUUCGCUGGAACUUAACGUGCUAGAAGAUGCUGAAAAAGACAGAGCGAAAAAAGAUGCAUUGCUGAAGAAUGAAAUCGAUUCUCUCCUGUGCGAAACCAGCGUUCCUACAUUACCGGAAAUACCCGGAGGUACGAAAAUUCUUUCCCCUGGAACAUCAACCGAAGUCACUCCACCGUCAAAGGAGGAUCGUACGCUUCCCCCAAAGGAACGAGGUAAGCGUAUUUUCAAGACCCGUAACAAAAUCAUCGAGAAUGAAGCCAUAGCCCUGGAGCAGUCGAAAGCGAUUGUUUUGGAUUUUGUGAAAAAAUCACACGAACAGGAACUGGCAGAACUACGGGAGCAACAGGAAGCGGAAGCAAAGUUAACCUCGGAGUCGCCAACCACAACCAACGAUGACUCUCAAGAAUCUGUUCUUUCCAGCGAACCAACCCGAUUUGAGAACUCGGAAUUUGCCGCUAUUAAAGCUAAACGAACAAAACUUCAACAGGUUGGAAAAUUCACAGUUUCUUCCGAUACCAAUAAAGACACACCUCAAGAGUCGGCGGUCAGUUCUAGUAAUGAAACUAAGUCCGCAGAAACGGAAACGUCGUCUGCCGCAAUCAGCAAGGAUCAGGUUGUUUCAAAAUCUCUUGAGAAAGUUCCAUCGGUCAGUAAGAGUCGCAAAGGUAGGCAACGAAAAUCUGGUACUCCUGUUUUGGAAGAUGAGAAAGAACAGAGAAAAUCAACGGAGCUGGUAACCUCGUUUGUUGAAGAAACGAUUCCUAAGGUUCGAAAGAAGAGGGGUGGUGAGCUGCAAAAUCUAGAUAUGACGGUUCUUGAUAUUCCGCGGUCUCGUAGAAGCAGAGGAUACAAAGUAGAUGAUACUGUUUCGACUGAGCCAGAGCCUGUUGUAUUGAAGGAUGAGUCCACGUUGCCAAUUACACCAGACAAACACCGAAGAUUCAAGCGAUCCAAAAUAGUUGAUGAAGAAAGGAAAGAUGUUACGGAGAAGAUCGUCGAUGAACAGCAAUCAAUCGAAAUCGCACCAGAAGAAACUCACGAAGAAAUCAAAAGUAGUAGGUCAGUGCGAUCGAAACAAAAACAACAGCAGUCAGCAGAUUCCACAGCCGAACUGCCUGAUGAGCCUGCGGUUGUCCUCCGUUCAGAUUUUGAGAAACAACCGGAAGAAGAAACUCUUUCCACACCCAAACAGCAGCCCAUCAAAAUGAUAAUAAAAUCUAAGGGCAGGAAAUCUAACUCCGAGCUUGUUUUCGAUCCGGUCGUUGAACCAUCUGAACCAGAAGAAGAAGAAGUUAAGGAAAAACUGCCAAAGUCACCGAAAAGUUCCAAAAGGAAAAAGACUUUCGUUGAAGAAGAACAACAUUUGGUUUCCGAGGUUGUGAUGCACGCUGAGCCCGCAGGGGAAAAUAAAUCACCGAAACUUAAACGACCCAAGUUCCGAAAAGUUCUAUCGAAAACAGCUGAAGAGUUUGGUGCGAUGUCUGCUGGUCCCAGUGCUACCGAUCUUCAAAUUGCCGAGGCCUUGAUCAAUCUUCCGGAGACGGCUCCGCAUAAUGUAAUUGUUCUGGAGCAAGAACUAACUGAAUGCAAACCGAAUAGCGUUUCUCCCGCUCAAGCAACAUCGAAAAGUAUCAAUCCUCGAAAACGCCAUCUACAAACUCAUCUGAUGAGUACGGUCGAAACCGGAGAUCAGCCCAAAUGCGUUAAUAGUGCAACCAUUCCAGACAAAAAGAAACGAGAUGAGGUCCAAAUAGUCAAUGUUGUCCCGGCCACUGUUGCCGCCAUCGUUGUAAACGAACCGGUUUGGAACCAACCAAUCGCUGCUAGACAAUCAACGGAUGAUGAUAAAUUUGACAUUGAUAACAUACCUAUCGUAAUGGAUGACAGUGAGCUGUUGGAAGAUGCAACAAUUUCGACAACAACCAGCUCCAACAGCACUAAGAUAAUAACCCCUUUGAAAACAGUUACCGUCGAUGAUAACGGUGAUGAUGAUGAUGGUGGUGAUGACGUCGACGAUGAUGUGAAGCUAAUUUCCACGACAAAACCUAUGACGAAGAAGAUUGUGAUCGUGAAAAGUAGCAAUGGUUCUUCGAAAAUAAUUCCUGCUCGUGAAAAAUCACAAAAUGUUGCUUCACCAGUUCCAAGGAGAAGCCAUGGUAUGAAAUCCACCACCGACACCCAACUGACGACGGCGGCGGAUCAUCAUUCACCGAAUAAAGUGCGAUCACCGGCCCAUUCACCACCGAUGCGAUCAGCACAGCUGGUACAGGCCAGUAGCGGUGGACAGAUUGUAAUCACUAGCAAGGGAACCGUGCUGACAACGCAAUCUCCAGCCACAUCUUCGGUUAAGACCAGUGUUUCGAUUACACCCAAAACUCAGACAAUCCAUUCAACCAGUAAAAGUCCGACGGUUUCGACGAUCUGCAGUGUGAGCACUAUUAGCAGCUCAACAUCCAAGACACAUUCUAUGGCAAGCAGUCCCACAAGUCCACGAAUUAGCAGCAAUAGCGCGAACUCAACGAAAGUUAAAUCCCCAAUCAGAAUCAGUGUGCAGUCCCAGGAAAUCAUUCAUCCACAGACAAAGCCACGAAUCAUAACCAAAUCGAAUGAGGUUUCACCGAUUAUUCAGAAGGUUGAUCUGUCUCCGACUAAAAAAUCUCCAGUCAGUACGGCUCCUCCAAAGAAAGCACUUAUCAAAAAGCUAUCCGAGGGUGGUUCGCUCAGCGGAGGAAAGCCAUUGUUUUCCACUUCCAAAGGAGCACCAAUAACACCUCAAACGGCAACAACGUCGGCUGUGAAUCCUGGAAAGAAGGGUCAUCGAGUGAUCAAAAUAUCGCCUCAGAAACUAAAAGAAUUUACGCGUCUUGGAAUGGUUGAAGAUAAAGGUCAAGGAAAAGUACUGACAGCAAGUGGCAUGAAAAAGUUUCGCCAAGAGCAACAACUACUCCAGCAGCAACAGCAGCAGCAGCAGCAACAACAACAACAACAACAACAACAGCAAACACCCAAAUCAGUAAAACCGGAUAAAGUUUUUCGAACAGAUUCCGGCGAUGAGGAGCCGUCAACAUCUACACCGACGCCACCACCACCACCACCUAUCGAUAGUCCUGCGGAAGUGGUUGUUGCCGCAGCAGCGGAUUCCUCUGUAAAAGAAAUUCCUACGAUAUUAUCUAAAGCCGAAGAAUCGACACCACCCGAGUCGUCAACACAAUCUCCCGUGAAACCAGAGUCGCCUGCAAUGGAAGCGUCUUCUAAGCCAGUAUCCAAUGAAGAAAACGAAGCCGACGCUGCUGUUAGUGAUGAACGAGAGCCAGAACUAGAAAGUGCCUCCGUAGAGACAGUUACAGGAGAAUCAGUUCCUUCGGAAUUAGGAACGUCCGAAGCAAGUGAAUCUGUUCCGGCAGUCGCCAUUGCGACGGAAGCCCCAGUUGAGACGACCGAGUCUAGUUCCAAUGUUCAAGAAUCAUCCCAGUUGAUAGCGGUUCCGGCCGAAAAUUUCGGUGGACCUGCCAAUCUCUUUUAUUUGUGUUCGGUUCGAGAGGAAGGUUUCGUUCCUGUCAAUAACGAGCUCCUCUAUCUAGACUCCUCCAAUCAGUUGGUUGCUCUACCGGAGCAGACUUCGGUGGAGGAUAUUGUGAACCAGGCGGAGGUGCUGGAGAUACCUGCCGGUAGCGAACAGGCUACGAUGGUGACGGCUGCCACGGCCGGUGAUAUUGAAGGGGCAAUCGAAGGUCAACAAAACAUCUUGCUCAACACGCAGGAUGGACAGCAAAUCAUACUAGAUCAGCAAAGUUUGAUGGCACUGGCAGCCGGUGGGGACACUUCACAGCUGCUUACUCCCGACGGACAGCAGAUCCUUUUGCAAGGUUCGGCUCAAGAGCUGCUGGCAGCACUUGCGGUUAGCCAACCAGGCCUUGGAAUCGUGGCCGCCGAAGGCACUCAAAUAAUUGUAGCACCAGAAUCGUUGAUCGAUCUGCAAGAUACACCACUACCCGGGGAAAUAAUUCAGGUCAACCCGAACACUACGGUUGAGACAAAUGCAGUGCUCACAAAGCCACCAAUAAUGUCGACCGUGGAGGUUCCCACCAAGAAUGGAAACUGCGGGGAACCAUCCUCCCAUUCGCCGGAGCAGAAGGUGCUGGAAACGGCAUCGACGAAUCUCGACGAAAGUCUGGCCGCCGUUAUUGGUGUCUCAACGCACUCACACGUGCCCACCUCCCUUGAGCUGCCGAUCACAGUAACAAAUCCGGUCAUUGCCAAAACGACGACCAGCAAAAUUAAUACAAUUUUUCCUCCGACGACGGCAAUCUCCGCAAUUGGUAUAGACCCGGCAGCGUCAGUGAUUGAACUUCCAACGGUAGCACAAACAGGUACAGAUAGCUCCCAAGUUGACACACUCGAGAAUAGUUCUAGUAGCGAUGCAAAAAUUGAUCUAGAUCGGUUGUCGAUCAGGACAGGUCAACCCGAACAGCUGAUAGAGACUAAUGGUAAACCAACCGAGGUAGACGACGGUGAUAAUCGCGAAGUCGAUAAUGAGAACGAUCUCGACGAGAUCAUUCCUAAUACUCCGGAAUCUCAAAUGAACAGUCACGCUGAGAUAUCGUCUCAGUUCAGUGACGAUGAAUCAGAGGCACCGGUACCAAUUCCAAGCGUCGCCGAAGACGACGAAGAUGACAACAGUUCGAAUUGUAGUGAGAUCAUUCCAAUCCAACCGAACGUGGUUAUUUUACGGAAUGUCAAUAGCGAACUGAUUAACAACAAUGAUAACAGUAGUGAUAUGGAAAUCGAACACACUAAUCCAACUUCAGGAAACGAAGAGAAUAAUCCUGUUCAGUCAUCGAAUCCGGAAGUGGCAGUAUUCGAGGGCACUCACAACAGUGCCGUUGUCGAGAGAUAAUAUCUAGCAGGUGGUAGUGGAACGUUCCUAGAUUUCACCUCAUUAGCACAGGCAGAACUAACUGGCAGUCACUAUGGUAUCCCACCAGUAGAACUAUCAUUUUUGCCAGUACCAAUUACUUCUGCCACUGGUCAGCAACAACGACCAAAAAUGGCACGAUCUGCUGCUAGUUCGGUUGGCAGUACUUCAUCUACACAUCCAUUCUUAUCUCCAUCGACUCCGUUGUCCGAAUGUACUGCCAUCACUACAAUCACCAACAAUAGCAACAACAGUAACAACAAUAGUAGCAGCAAUGCCAUUUUUUCAUCAUCCGAGCAUCUGUUCUUCUAAAAUACGCCACCGUAGGGCGUUUUCUAUAGAACACCUCACAUCCAUCAAAUCAAUUUGGGACUAAGAUCUAUGGAAAAUUGAAACCAUUUUCAAUUCGAUUCAAGCCGUUAUGGAAGCCUAAGAUGAAUAUUUCUCUACCAAGUGGGAAAAUUGUCCCUUCCAUGCGAUGAUUUGCCGCUUAUUGUUCCCACGACAGCGUGGGGCACACUUGUACAUAUGGAAAAGGCCCUAGUGAUAGGAAAACGUAGUUUUGUUAGUUAAUAUUAUUACUUUGAAUGCUUAUCUAUUUCGUUAAUCCCGUUCGCUCUAAUUUCGUUUCACCUUUUUUUGUGUAUGUGUGUUUAGAUCAAUCAUUUUCCUUUGCAUACCAUAUAUUCUCAUGAACCUUCAAUGGCUUGUAUAGAUACUUCAGCAGCGAAUGAGUUUUAUUUUACCAAUUGUGCAAAUUAAAUUGUAUGAUUUUAAAAAUACAAACUGAAUAUUGUUUUAAGCGCUGCAGUGCUGGAAUGAGCUGUGUAAUUCCGUCACUCAAAAAAAACCAUUUAUGCAGGAAUAUUUGAUGACCAGGGGCUUUGAAUCAAUUGAGAUUUGCGGCAAAGUUUUACCAGUUGUUAAAAAUUGAAAUUUACAGAAAAACAUAGGAAUUAAGACAAUUGUAACAUAAGUUUCUACACUACACUGAAAAAGCAGUGAGAGAUUGUAAAUCUCUUUUAUUAUGUAUUUUGUGUAUUUCUCUCCCCCAACCCAAAACAUGUGGAGUAUGGUAGUCAUUACAUGCCGUUUCUCCAGUGGGCUGCUUCGCUUCGGAGAGAAGAAAUGUUGGCUUUCAAGCAUAGAUUAUGUAGUGGUAUACAUUUAGUUAUUACUUUCGAAACCGUACACAUAAAACAAAACUAUUCAUAUAAACUCAUACUAUCCAGUAGCGCGUUCAAAUGUUGACAAGUCUUCGGAGUCGCUGCAAAUGGAAUUCGCUCGUAAGAUUUCUGUAUGGUGGCAUCGAUUUUAAGUAAAGCUAGUGACUUUCUGCGAUGGUUUGUUUGGUGAUCACGAAUGGAGUGAUGUUUUUGCCGCGUCUACUAUCGUAACGAUACACACAUACAUAUGUACUACACUUACUAUUACUGAUAUGUAUUUAUAAGUAUGUACUGUAAUAGUGAUUGCAAAAUAAUAAAUGUUUAGCGAAUACAUUAU